AUGCAUCGUCGACUCGUGCUGGUCGUGCUUGGGUUACUGCAGUAUUCAGGAGCUCUGAUUGCCGCGGACCCGGCUCCUCCUGCACUAAACCAACCAGUCCCACGGUGCCAACAAGAGAGGGUAGCGGUAAUCACAAAGCGCUCUAUAUUGCGCCUUGCUAGGGACUUAAUCACCAUCACGGUUACGUCGACAUCGACAGAUACGACUGACUGUACCUGCACAGAAACUUCUUCCACGGCGUUUGUCAGUACCGACGUGAGUAUUACAUCAGCCUCCUCGCUGCCAACCUCCUCGCCCUUCGCUAUGGCGACAACAACAAGCACAAUCGAGCCAAUAACCACUGAAACCGCUAUGGAUUCGAACCCCGUCGUUUCGGUAAUACCCACCGUGAUCACCACCGAUAGCCCGACAACAGUGAUAGACUGGAGAAGCACGACAGUUGAAAGCAUCGUCACGGUCGAAUCAGUGAUCACAGAAGUCGAUACAAUCACGAAAACCGUCAUCUCGGUGGUACCCAGCGUGGUCACCGCCGACAGGCCGACAACAGUGACAGAUUGGAGAUAUACGACAGUUCCAAGCAUCGUCACAGUCGGAUCAGUGAUCACAGAAGCCGGCACGAAUGCGAAAACCGUCAUCUCGGUGGUACCCAGCGUGGUCACCACCGACAGGCCAACAACAGUGACAGAUUGGAGAUAUACGACAGUUCCAAGCAUCGUCACGGUCGGAUCAGUGAUCACAGAAGCCGGCACGAAUACGAAAACCGUCAUCUCGGUGGUUCCCAGCGUGGUCACCGCCGACAGAGCAACAACGCCUACGGACUGGAGAAACACGGUCCUUACCAGUAGCGUUACAGUGGCGGAUGUAUCAUCAGCCUCCUCUGAUCCAGGCAUCGUACUACUGGGUAAUAUUUCAACAAUCCUAUCUGCUGAAACCCUUCCGAGAGCAGAAAACACAGAUUCAAGAGUCAGCACUCCAGCUAUCCUUAGUGGGGACUCGUCUCCUGACAGGUUCACUACCGUCACUGUUAAUCACUACAGUAAUGCAGUCCAACCUGUGACCAGAAUCGUCUAUGAGACACUUGAUGUGACUUUAUCUCUAGAGGACAGCCCUACAGGAUUGAGUACAAACGCGGAGGCUUCCGCAGGUGAGGCGGUCCGAAACAAGCCAGGCUAUACAACCGUUUUCACCAAUGAUAAUCAAAAGACCUGGAGUGAGCUCGAGACUCAAAGCUUCAUCACUGCGGACACGAGCACCCGGUCGAGUAUCGGGGAGCUAGGGGACCCACCGGCCACAAUGGCCACGGAUCCGUCCCAGGAAGCUGUAUCGGGGGCCCCGAAGACACAGAUAUCGGCGACCACGGCCUCGACGGAGACACCAGUCACCCCAUCAGGUGAGCCCUCUUUGCUGGGAAAUAGCCCUGGGAAAGUGACAGAGACGGCUGGGAUCGGAGAGUCGGCGUUGCCGACCACUUCCCUAUCAGCGCCUUCGCUCUCUAUCUGCCCAAGCAGAAUUAUCAACCCAACCUUCACGCCUUUGGCACCCCUCCCGAAAAACUAUACCUGGGGGUGUCCGCCUAGUCUUCUCUGCAACCCAUCCAAACAAUCAGCGGACGGAGAAUGCAAUUUUGAGGCUGGACCGCCCGCAGACACGUACUACUGUCGACCGGAAGAGUGCAUACGAAGCCCCACGCUGACUCUUCCUGUACUCUCGGGUCCCCCCGCGUCAUACGAGCGGAUAGAACACUACAACGUCACCCGCGGCUAUUUCAACUUGAACCCCACCGAAUUCGGUCUGGGCUAUGAUAUAUUCGAUAUGAACGACGCGGCCGGGGGUGGAGGCGAGACUGGUCGAUCAAAAUACCAGGAAAAUGCUAUGUCGCGUGCAACAAUGCAAUGCUCGAAGCCGAGUCGAGCGGCAAAACCGAUGAUCUUUGCGACUCGGACUCGGCCUUUUUGA
Messenger RNA from Penicillium brevicompactum, 1956 nucleotides. RefSeq lists its product as uncharacterized. Lineage: Eukaryota; Fungi; Ascomycota; Eurotiomycetes; Eurotiales; Aspergillaceae. The record is from RefSeq and is a predicted model, not a curated record. The transcript is spliced from 2 exons. Bases 1 to 1956 code for a protein of 651 amino acids.